Ceraceosorus bombacis is the source of this 2055-nucleotide messenger RNA. NCBI's taxonomy places the organism in Eukaryota, Fungi, Basidiomycota, Exobasidiomycetes, Ceraceosorales, Ceraceosoraceae. The record is from the annotation of a GenBank genome assembly.
AUGCCUCCCGUAUCUGCGUCCAAGGCCAAACGCCAAGCGUAAGUAGAUGCGCUUGGUCCAAGCUAAUUCACUUCUUUGGCUGGCUAAGCAAACUGACGUCGAUUUGUUCAUACGGCCCCCACAGCGAGAAGGCGGCCAAGGCUCAGGCCAAGGCGGAGGCCAAGGGUGAGACCGCUUCCACUGCCACUUCAACCUCUGCCAAGACCGGCGACUCCACCGCACCCACCAGCGUGAAUGGCGAUGAGGUGGAAGAGAUUGACAUGAAGAAGCUCGCUCUGGCCACUGACCGCAAUGCGUCAGGUGUGCUCACUAGCGACCCUCAAGGCCGAGACAUUCAUAUCGACAGCUUCACCAUGAGCUUUCAUGGCCGUCUUCUUGUCGAUGGUGCUAGCGUAGCACUCAAUUACGGACAAAGAUAUGGUUUGCUGGGAGAGAACGGAUCAGGAAAGACUACUUUUUUGGAAGCUCUGGCCAACAGAGACGUCGAAAUUCCUGGGCACGUCGACAUUCACUUGGUGCGCGGUGAGGUCGAGCCGUCGGAGGAGAACGGAUUGGAGUACUGCAUCAAGAGCGCUCAGGAGAAAGUUGCCCGUCUCGAAAAGGAGAUCGAGGACAUGUCCACCGCUGAUGCUGUAGACGAGGUUGGACUCGAGCUCAAAUACGAAGAAUUGGAGGAGCUUGACCCAAGCACGUUUGAGGCCAAGGCAGGCGCCAUUCUGCAUGGUCUCGGAUUCAGCAAGACGAUGAUGAACAAGCCGACCAAGGAUCUUUCUGGAGGUUGGCGUAUGCGUGUCGCCCUUGCUCGUGCUCUUUUCAUCAAGCCCCACCUCUUGCUCCUGGAUGAACCUACGAACCAUUUGGAUCUUGAAGCAGUCGUCUGGCUCGAAGCAUACUUGUCUACCUACAACCAUAUCCUUGUCUUGACAUCCCACUCUGCUGACUUCAUGGACUCCAUCUGCACCAACAUCAUGGAUCUGACCCACCACAAAACGCUGGUCUACUACGGCGGUAACUACACCACCUACGUGCGUACCAAGGCAGAAAACGAGACGAACCAAAUGAAGGCGUACGCCAAGCAGCAGGAGGAGAUUGCUCAUAUCAAGAAGUUUAUUGCGAGUGCCGGUACUUACGCCAAUUUGGUCAAACAAGCCAAGUCGAAGCAAAAGAUCAUCGACAAGAUGGAAGCUGCCGGCUUGAUCCAACCUGUCACUACACCUCGACCUUUGCGUUUCAACUUUGAGGAUGUGCGCAAGCUGCCGCCUCCUAUCAUUGCAUUCAACGAGGUGGCUUUCAGCUACAGCGGCAAAAAGGAGGACUAUUUGUACAAGGACCUGUCUUUCGGUAUCGAUAUGGACAGUCGUGUCUGCAUUGUGGGACAAAAUGGUACCGGUAAAUCUACCCUGCUGAACCUGAUCACCGGAGCCCUCAUGGCAGUGGAAGGCUCAGUACAGAGGCAUGCCGGCCUCAAGCUUGCCAAGUACAGUCAACACUCUGCCGAUCAGCUGCCGUACGACAAGUCACCGCUUGAGUACAUCGAGUCCAAGGUGAGCAAGGAUGCGAAAUACAAGUCUCUGAAGCGUCUUUGCUGACCCGCCACGCGCUUCCUCGUUUCCUUUGUAGUACAAGGAGCAGAUGCCAGAGAAGGGAGUGCAAUUCUGGCGCCAGCAGAUUGGUCGUUUCGGCUUGACGGGCGCCCACCAAACUAGCGCCAUCAAAACUCUGUCCGAUGGAUUGAGAAACAGAGUCGUCUUUGCUCAAUUGGCCAUGGAGAACCCACACAUCUUGUUGUUGGACGAGCCCACGAACCACCUGGACAUGUCUUCGAUUGAUGCGCUGGCCCAAGCUAUCGUCGAAUUUGAAGGCGGUGUAGUAGUCGUCUCGCACGAUUUCAGAUUGCUGUCCAAGAUUGCAAACGAGAUUUGGGAGGUAAAGGAUGGAAAGAUUAUCAACCUCAGCUCCCGUGAUAUCGACAUUGGAACCUACAAGAAGCAGCUGAUGAAGAACAGUGCGGCGGCUAUCGAGAAAGCCAAGCUCACUGCCAAGGGUAAGGCAUGA